UCAAGUUUCUCAUAGUUGCAGCGCCAACGAGUUUUAAUGGAAUGGCUGUACAAAUUUUUAUCUGCAUAAAAAUGGAUGAGGAAAAUAAACAAAAAUGAAUUAUUCGCCACACAGUAUCGCGUUGAUGUUGGUGGUAGUCGCGAUAUUGGGACACAACGCAUCAUUCCUAUCGAAAGACCUAGCACACUCGAUGUCGACUAUGUAUGUUCGCGACAAAACUAUAGACAAGUUGACCUGGCAAUGUUUGAGGAUUCGAGGGGAUGUUCCUUGCGUGAUUCAUUGCGUGCUGAGUCUUUUUGGCAUCAUGAACAAUCGUGGGGAUAUUAACGUUAACAAUUAUAAUAAACGUGUGAAUGCUUUUCAUCACAACGACCGGAGGAUCGUGAUAUCGGACGUGGGGCAAAAGUGCGCAGACAACCUUAAGGGGUCGACAAUCGGUGUGUGUCAGAAAGCGUUAAAGUUUGUAGAGUGCACUAAAAUACUUGCGGUGAAAAUGUGAUAAAUACUAUUGAAG
Messenger RNA from Aricia agestis (brown argus), 514 nucleotides. RefSeq lists its product as uncharacterized. Gene Ontology annotation, molecular function: odorant binding. The coding region runs from base 95 to 499 and encodes 134 amino acids. The record is from RefSeq and is a predicted model, not a curated record. The transcript is spliced from 2 exons. NCBI's taxonomy places the organism in Eukaryota, Metazoa, Arthropoda, Insecta, Lepidoptera, Lycaenidae.